Molecule: messenger RNA, 3426 nt
Organism: Engraulis encrasicolus (European anchovy)
Lineage: Eukaryota; Metazoa; Chordata; Actinopteri; Clupeiformes; Engraulidae
Gene: gpa33a
Product: glycoprotein A33 (transmembrane), paralog a
Exons: 7
Coding region: 217-1440 (407 amino acids)
Cellular component (GO): plasma membrane
Source: RefSeq, a predicted model, not a curated record
CCGACUAUUUAAACCACAUACAGUAUGUCAGAUGCCUACGCUGUGUCUUAACCUGUGAUGUGACAAAGGCAGGCUGGUGUGGCAAGACCUGACUUGACUGCAGGGUGGAUCUACAUAUCUAAAGAGUCACCAGUUCCUUACUGCUCGCAGGUGCCACUCCCUACACAGAAUAGUUUGGAUGGUUCUGGAGCUCCUGUUUCCACAAGGAGUUAAACAAUGACAUUAAGGCAGAAAUGGGUCAAAAUUGUGACCAUUACUUUGAUGCUUUCAAUCGAUUUUCUUGUCGUCAAAGCCAUACAGGUGACGGUCCCGCAGGACACGUAUGAAGUUGCUCGUGGGGACAAUGUCACCCUGCCAUGUUCCUUUACAACCACAAAAAGCGAUCCUCUUGCCGUUGUAACAUGGAGUGUGGAUGCCUCCGAAGACAGAGAGCUCACCAUACUCACCUACUUCAGUUCCGCAAAUCAAAUGGAUGUGAAGAAGGCGUACGAGGGUCGGGUUGGUCUGGACUAUGACAUUUCCAAAGGGCGUGUCAACCUGAAGCUGAACAACGUGAUGCUGUCAGAUAAUAAAAUGUUUGAGUGUAAGGUUCAGAUCCUGGGUGACGAUGAGGGGAAAGUAUCUGACAGCGUCAGGCUACUAGUGCUAGUGGCCCCAUCCCCACCCAUCUGUAAGAUCCAAGGGAAAGCUGAGUACGGGCAGAACAUCAACCUCACCUGUGUGUCAGAAGAGGGCUCCCCGACUCCCACAUACAAGUGGGAUGGACACGACGUCAGAAACACACUUCGAGCGUUACCUCCAACAUCUAAACAGAAGGAUGGAGUUUUGUCUCUCUUCAAUGUAUCCAUGGAAACAUCCGGGUACUAUAUUUGCACAUCUGCCAAUAAAAUCAGACAAGCCACCUGCAACAUCACAGUAUCUGUAAUGCCACCCUCCAUGAAUAUCGGCUCGACCGCAGGGAUAAUCGGAGGUGCCUGUGCCGCUCUACUGAUUCUGAUUAUCGUCAUCUACUGCUGCUGCUGCCGCAAGAAGAAGGGGGAGGAGGAGUACGAAAUGGGAGUGCCGCAAGAAGACUACCAUGACACGGAGCCUACCAAGGAGGGGGCGGAUGUGAACGAGAGGGAUCGACGUGACCGGAUUGAGCGCAUGUCAGAGCGCAGCAACGACGCUGACGCCAGGAGUGACUACAGCCGGCGGGACGACCGCUAUGACGAUCGUAGUGACCGAUAUGACCGCCGUGAUGAUCGCUACGAUGACCGACGUGAUCAAUACGACGACCGGCGUGAUGAUCGCUAUGACGACCGCGAUCGCGAUCGCUACGAUGAUCGGAGUGACCGGUACAAUGACGAUGACCGUUAUGACCGACGAAACAACUCGUACGAGAGGGAAAGACCACCUAGUGUUCCCGCAAACAAGCCCUCGAGAGAUGAUUAUGAUUAAACAUGUCAAAUUGAUUUGGUCAGUCAUUUGACAACAGGACACAGCCUACAGGGUGUUCGGAUAUAUUUUUCAUUAGGCCUACAUCAGACAGGAAAGAAUAUUAACAGGCAGGGUAGGUUCUAGUCAAUUUGGUGCCCUAGGCGAACACCCCCUUUUCCUUUUCAUGCAUUUAGAAAUUUGUAAACACAGUGUUGUACAUCUGAUCGAGCACAGCUGAUCUAUAUGUAGGCUAUACACUGAUUACCCAUGACAAUAAUAAUUGUCAAUGUAAAGUUAAAUGUUUUCUGUAACUUGACACCCUAAUUCUAUGGGGUGCCAAGAAUACAGUAAAUGUGUUGCUCGAGGUCUUGUCUGCCAAUGACUAAUGCCGGCCCCGCAAACAGCAUUGAGCAGAUGGGUCAAAAGUAAACAUAGAAGCUGGCCUAUAUUCAUGACGUAAGAACCUACAAUAGUACAUUAUAUUAUUUUUCAGUUAUUCCACUUGUAGGCCUACCUAAUGAGGAUGAUACUACUGUAACAGUCUGUAGUGACCCUUUAAAAUAAAGAGAUACCAACAAUUAAAAACCCUGCCACAAAUUCGAUCCAAUCCACCCAGAAUCACAUGAUCUGAAAACCUGUACACUGCUCUACAGUAACCCAACUGUCGAACAGUUGCUCAGUUAAAUUCAUGUGUUGGAAAAGCAGGGUUUUUUCACUCAUACUUUUACUUUUGACACCUCUGAGAUUGAGUCCUUAUAUAUCAGUUUUGGAGAGGAAGUAGAAACACAAAAAACAUGAACUACAAAAACACAAUUACUAAAGGUGCAUAGUGACAAUCCGAACACCCUGUACUUUAGCUAUUAGAGUUAUUACAGUACCUGUACACAAAACAAUAACCAGGCCAUCACUCAUGGCUGCAAUAUUUUAACUUUGAAAAUGAGAUUUAAUACAUGUUGAAACAAGGUUGUCCAAAUAUAUUUUGAAAGUUCAUGUACUGAUUAAUCACUCUUAAACACCCUUAUUUCACCAAAGACAAAAAACCGCCAUCAAAUUACAACGAUUUUACUGACAGAAACAGUGCCUCCAGGAAAGAUUAUCAUUCAAAUUUUCAUUAAGAUAACUUGGUCCGUUUUGAUAUUUUGUUUUUAGCCUUUGCUUCAGGAGGGGGCAACAGUAUGCUGGAGCAUUUGGUUACAGUGCCAAUGUAGGUUACGAUCCUGCGCACUGUACAUAUAGUUACUUUGUUCUUGAUGAAUCAUGAUUUCUGGAACCAGGCUUUCACUACAGAUUUGAUGAUAACUUUUAAGUCAAGUCUGAUCAAAACCUGGCAGAAUAGUGUAUAUUGGAAUGGAAUGGAAUUGUAAAUGUCAAUGUUAAAUGUUUUAACUAUAAUGUCUAGCAAUGUUUUAUAAGUGUUCAUUUUUAAUGUUUUGGUGGAAGUGCAUUUAAUGUUUGGUGGUUCUUAAAGGUUGAACUCAUGCUGUACAUAUGUGACUACAACAUUAUUAUUUUAUAUGAAAAUAUUUCCUUAUGUGUAUGUUAUGGUUGCCAAUUAGCAGAAUUUGGUGGUAGAACGUUAGUGAACCUCCCUCCCAAAGCCUCAUACACAUUUAUCGUAAUUGUGCUCUUAUGCUGAACUUCUAAUGUGAUAGGGAGGUCAUGGUUUGAGCCCCAGGUGGUGAACUAGCGUGAACCAGUAUCGUCCGUCACACUGGUGCCGUGACCCAAAUGGGACUGAGGUUUAGGGGGUUCCUCCUGAGGCCUCAUACAGAUGCAAUAGCAGUCAGCUAUUGGUCAGUAGACCUUAAGCUCAAUGGUAUCAUGCCUGUGCUCCCAUGUCAAACUGUUGCAGUAAUUGUGUCGUGAGUUCGAGCACCGAGCACCCAUCUGCAAACUAGUGCAGACGAGAACUGUUACACAUUUGACUUUUAUUUUGGGGUAAUCUAUUUGCUCACGUACUUUUCAUUUUGUCUCAUUUUGAGUGCUGUGAAUAAAAUUGUCCUUAAC